AUGGGGAGUGAAGAGGUCCCGAAGCUCUUUGCAAUGGCCAUGCGUUACCAAACAGGAGACGACGUGAAGACGCCUUUUGGUCCAGGACGUGUGCGUAAUUGCAGUGAUUAUAAGACACAUGUAGAGGUGACGUUAGCAGGUGGCGUUGUAUUAUACGCGAGAAGAGGCUGCUUAAUGCCCGAGUUCCGCAUGUUGCAGUGUGGAGAAAUGCCAAGACUUACGAGAGUGAUGGUCUUACAAAUGAAUGGAAAAGAAGGUGUGGUACUGAAUUAUAUCGUUUCAGAGCAAAAAUAUCAAGUGUUGAUUGACGAUGAAAACGUGGUCAGUGCUGAGGAGAAGGUUCAAAAGGCGUCAGAUGAGCGUACAAAACUACUGACGGUGCGUGAAUUUACAAUGCUGUUGAAAGAAGAGCUUCGUCUGACAAAAGAGACUCGCGUUCGGACGAGUUUUGGGCUUGGAAACAUUAUAAAUUACAAAAGCUCACAUGAUUUGUACGUUGUGCAAUUGGACUGCGGUAGCGUUGGCUAUUUGCGAGCCCAGGACGUUGCUUGUGUCGAUCUCCGACUGCUGGCGAAGGUUCCUAAGCCUUUGUCUGCAGAGAGGAUUUACGACGAGUUUCAGGGCCGGAUCACACGUGAUGACGCAGCUUUGCUGAGCCUUAAGGCGAAACAGACGUACGACCGCCUUCAAAUGUUCUGCGAGCAGCACGCCAAUACCAUCUCAUUUAUCUCUACAAAUGCGUCCUACGGCGAUCAGUACACGAAAGCAUUGGCUUCGUUGCUUGACCCCAGCUUUUCACACGCUACGAAGCGCUUGAAGAAUGCAAGUGGGAAAGAACUCGAGCGUUUGAAGGAGAUGGCGGUCUCUGCAAAGACGAUGCUGGAGGGCGACCUGCUUGAAGGUAUGGACUCUGCUGUUUUUUUCGCAAAAGCAGCGAAUGUUUUGAGCCGAUUGAAGAACAGUGAGGAGAUCAAGAAUCUGCAAUCAAGCCUUCGUGAGAAGGCCAGCUCAGAACUCGCCUCUGCCCGACAGAAAGUUUUUUCUCAGGAUAGUACUUCUUCGUCGCUACUGGUAUCGUCACAAGAAGAGAAAAAACUUGUUUUAUCACAGAUUUUGCAAGUUGUAGAGAGCAAAAUGUACGCGCAAAAGCCGCGUCUGGAUGCGCUGAAAGCGUCUUUGGAGCGUCAGGAUCUGCAGUCAGAAGUCUUUGCGAAACUGCAACAGCACGAAAGCGACAUAAUCAAGGCUCAAGAGAUAAUUGGUCACUUUGAACAAAUGGCAAGCAAGACGCUUAGUGUGAACUCAGUGGUCGAGCUGGACCCUAACAUGCUAGUGCAAAAAGCUGAGGAAUUGUUACCGAAAUUGUCAUUGAAGGCCGAGGUUUUGGCUCAUGCAUCUGAAAAGUGUUGGAUGCAGAUGCAGCAGACAUCACAUGGACAGACGUUGAUGAAGAAAGCAAAGGCACUGGUUCAGUCUGUGGAAAACCCUGACGAGUUCUGUGAUAAUGUGACGAAAGCUAUUGGCGAAAUUAAGCUGGACAAGUUCGCCCAGUGGGGGACCACGAUAUCAAAGAACCGUGAGAAGCGGCAGGAGUUUGUGGACCAAAUGAAAGAUCACUGUUUGGAUUUCUUAACGUCCGUUUUGCCAACCUUGAAAGUUGACACGAUCUCGGGCGUGGAAGACGACAUUGCGUACUCGAUUUCCGAAUUCGAUUUGUCGAACUUUCGUGUGAAGAAGGAGCGGGUUAGCGUGCGAAUGGGAACAGUAGUCGACGAAGAAUUAUUCACAGUUCGAGCGACACACUUGACGGCACUUCUCAAGGGUUUUGAUUGGACUUUUGAACAAAAGUAUUUCCCUUAUCUUCAUGGUGGCGGUGUAGCGGAUGCUGCGCUAAGUGGCGGUGUGAUUUCCUUAGGCUUUAAAGCCGAAAAAAAGUCGUGA
Peronospora farinosa is the source of this 1941-nucleotide messenger RNA. The record is from the annotation of a GenBank genome assembly. Lineage: Eukaryota; Oomycota; Peronosporomycetes; Peronosporales; Peronosporaceae.